GAAGAAGCCACAGCUUGUUUAGAGACUUUUGAGAGUAUCGAUUAUACUCUAGUCACCCCGUCAUCCGUCCUGACCGGCCGAGGCUCCCCGGCGCAUUGCGUCAAACGCGCGACAGCAUGGACCCAGACAAGCAGACCACAUUCGAUUCAAACGCGACCACACCAACACGACUGAGCAUCGAUCAUGAGAGAGUCCCUCACCAUCCGUCGUCCGGUGAUACCCUGCAAGAAGAGAAGACGAACGAGCUGCGCGCCAUGGAGAGCCCGCAACCGGAGGAGCGGGUAGCCCGAGACGAGGUUGGCGAUAUCGAAAAGGAAGAGGAAGAUAUCGAGCGCGGAGGAGAAGCGCCCCUGGAGGAUGAGAAUGCCCCCAAGAAGGAUCCAAACCUGGUGGAAUGGGAUGGUCCAGACGACCCCGAGAACCCGCAGAAUUGGCCCAAGUGGAAGAAAUGGGUCUACACCAUGACGCUGUCGUCGUUGACCGUCUGGAUCACGUUCGCCAGUAGUGUGUUCAGUGAAGCAACCCUGGUGACGGCGGAGGAAUUCGGUGUGUCCACCGAAGUCACGACGCUGGGAACGAGUCUGGUGGUGUUUGGAUUUGCCGUCGGUCCUCUGAUCUGGGGUCCUAUGUCUGAGCUGUACGGGCGUAUGCCACCACUGUUCUUCGGAUAUGCUGUCUUCGCCAUCUUCCAGAUUCCCGUUGCCGUCGCUCAGAACCUCCAGACGAUCAUGGUGUGUCGAUUCUUCGUGGGAGUCUUUGGCUGUGCACCGCUGGCAGUCAUUGGAGGUGCUCUCGCGGAUUUCUGGGACCCAGUUGACCGAGGUGUUGCUGUUGCCUUCUUCUCAGCAGCCACUUUUGGAGGCCCUACGGCCGGUCCUAUAGUGGGUGGUUUCAUCGUGAGCUCCCACCUAGGAUGGCGAUGGACAGCCUGGAUCACCCUCAUCGCAUCUGCUUUCUUCGGCCUCAUCGCCUUGAUCAUCGUGCCAGAGACCUACGCACCAAUCCUGCUUCAGCGCCGCGCCGCUCGUCUUCGCCAUGAGACAAAGAACUGGGCCUACCACUCCUUCCUGGACGAGCACCGUCCAACCUUCAAAGAUAUCCUCUGGAAAUACAUCCUGCGGCCGUUCCAGAUGCUGUUCCUCGAACCCAUCCUAGUCUGCAUCACCAUCUACCUCGCCCUGAUCUACGGUAUCCUCUACCUCUUCUUCGAAGCCUACCCCGUCUCUUUCCAGGAAGUCCGCGGCUGGAAACACCCCGGUGUAGCCGCACUGCCAUUCCUCGGCAUCCUAAUCGGAGUCUUCAUCGGCGUCGCCUUAAUCUCCAUCAUCACCAAGACCCGUUUCGCGCGCAAACUCGAGAAACACGGCCGCGUCGUCCCCGAAGAACGUCUCGUCCCCAUGAUGAUCGCCUCCGUCAUCCUCCCCGCCGGUCUGUUCUGGUUCGGAUGGACAUCCAGCCCUCACGUCCACUGGUUCCCACAAGUUCUCGCCGGCGUGCCCAUCGGAUGCGGCAUCCUCGUCAUCUUCAUGCAGGGCCUCAACUACAUCAUCGACGUAUACCUCAUGUUCGCAAACUCCGCCAUUGCCGCCAACACGCUCGUCCGGAGUUGCGUUGGUGGUGGCUUCCCCCUCUUCGCUGUGCAGAUGUAUCACAAUCUCGGCGUGAACUGGGCGUCUAGCGUGUUGGGCUUUAUCACCGUCGCGAUGAUCCCGAUUCCGAUCUUGUUCUUCUUCUACGGAAAGAAGAUUCGCUCUUUGAGCAAGUUCUCGCCGAAGUUUUAAAGAAAAAAAGAUCCCAACCUUUUUUUCCCCCCUUCUUCCUCUCAUUAAUCAUACAUAAUCCUCGCCCCCCCCCCCCCCCCCCCCCCCGCGCCCC
Paecilomyces variotii is the source of this 1875-nucleotide messenger RNA. Its product is annotated as synaptic vesicle transporter. Gene Ontology annotation, molecular function: transmembrane transporter activity. The record is from RefSeq and is a predicted model, not a curated record. The transcript is spliced from 3 exons. Bases 117 to 1781 code for a protein of 554 amino acids. Gene Ontology annotation, biological process: transmembrane transport. Lineage: Eukaryota; Fungi; Ascomycota; Eurotiomycetes; Eurotiales; Thermoascaceae.